Messenger RNA from Nematostella vectensis (starlet sea anemone), 21586 nucleotides. RefSeq lists its product as uncharacterized. Bases 438 to 21299 code for a protein of 6953 amino acids. The transcript has 22 exons. The record is from RefSeq and is a predicted model, not a curated record. Gene Ontology annotation, molecular function: calcium ion binding. NCBI's taxonomy places the organism in Eukaryota, Metazoa, Cnidaria, Anthozoa, Actiniaria, Edwardsiidae. Gene Ontology annotation, cellular component: cytoplasmic vesicle; plasma membrane.
UAGCAUCAUCAACAAUUACAACACCAAGUUUAUCAGCAAUUUCUACAACAACAGCAUCAUCAGUUCAAGUGUCGGCAGCGACAAAUUUCGAGUCAUUCUCAGCCGCUAUAAUCUCGAAUCUAACAGUUCAACAUUUUUCAGCAUCAGCCCAAUCAGCAAGUGAACUCUUUAAGAAAUCUUCUCUAGAGCUAUCCAUAAUUGCUAUAAAAUCAACAAACUAUGAUAAUGAAAAUGGCGCUCAUUUUUCGACAGAAUUGCCAAAGAUUACUGAAAAUGUACCAACGGAAGCAAAAAGCGUCGGCGAUGGCCAAGAAAGAGCUCGGUCUGUAGUUCCAUCUUAUCAUACCCAGGAAAAACAGGGUACUGUUUUGCAAUCUAGCCUAUCAAAACUGCCUGCUCCUCUCUCGGAUAGAAUCAAUACCUUGUCUGAAUCGUCAAUGGUUGUUGCAGGUGGAAGUACAGUUCAGAAUAAAAAAGUGAUGCCUUCGUUGGUCGUCUCGUUCUCUCAACAACAUACGUCCGUCAUCCCUAAUGGCUCUUCUCUGAACAAGUUGACCCUUCCAGAAAGCCUGUCAUUGCAGCCGAAAUCUCAACCUCAGAUUGAUAUUCUGACGAUAGCAAAGAGAUUAUCUAAUACAAUGGCUCUUGAGAAACCUCCGACCUUUACCACUUCACCAAUCUCUUCAAUGCAAACCAUUGAACCGAAAAGAUCACAAAAUAAUCACCCAGAAACCAGCCACGAGAAAGGUGAAAAUACGUCAAGCGUCACUUUAAGUGCCAGUUCAUUUCCUGAUUCGGUUUACUUGAAAAGUUUACCAGAGAAGGCUGACAGCAUAGUGUCUGAUCCGAAAUUCUUCUCUGCUGUAGGAAAACUAAAAGACAUGUUGGAAAAUGAGAAAUCGGGAACAUCAUUCGAACAAGUGCAAAGUAUUAUGGGAGACUUGCGAGGUCUCAUGGGAACUGGCGUUUCUUCGUCUAUCUCUGGGUCAUCUCCUUAUAGCUCGUUACCAACUACGGUUACACGCACCCGCGAUGAUGAGGCCCGCGGUAUGGUGGCUCAUCUGAAAAGGAUUAGUGAUCAACUAGACCACCUCUCGUCCAUGCUUGAAAACCAACAGCAGAAGACCGACACGAAUGGUAAUACACAGCGCUCACAUAUCGAGGUACCAAGUGAUCAAGUAGCGAUUAUUUCUCGUCAGAUCAAGCUGCUGCGUCUGUUUAAUGAUAAACUGAACCAGUUAAAGAAGUUAGUCAUGACGAAAUGGUUACAUAAGACAGUAAAGGACGCUCUGAAAAACUCGUUAAGACAAGAAGUUGUCGAGACUCUGGACUUCCCUAACGACAGCGCCAAGGCAACAUUUAGUUCAACAACGGUAAAUGGACCAACAGCGCGCAUUAACCAUCUAGUAAGCCAACAUUCCGUAUCAAAAGUGAAAAUAUAUACGGUUUCUAGUGCUGGAGUGAGUCUCGAUCAUAACUCGGCUGACACCUUGGAUGAAACAUUUGAUUCUGUACACGAAGAAGUUCCAGACACAAGAUUUCUGAGUUAUAAAGGAACAUUCUCCAUAAUAGCAAGCACAAGUAUUUCCGGGAGUAAUUACAUUAGUUCGGUACAACGAAUUGGACCUACUUCAAGGACUAUUAGUGCAGUGGUGGCCUCACAUGCUUCACACCCUAAUUCCACCAUCUCUUCCCCUGGGCAUUCGUCUAUACGGAAACAAGAUAAUGGUGAGGUCUUCACCAGAGUGACAUUCCGGAGUGGAAUAGAAGCAGGGAUUUUCACGGAGCAGGGAAAGGUCAAAGACAUGGACCAAUGUGUUGAUUACUGCCAAAAUAGAACCAACUGUCACGUUGCAUUCAUGGUAGAACGGUCCUGUUACUCCAUUCAGUGUUAUAGUCAGAAGACCUGUGAGAUAUUGCCGGUUAAUACAAGUGAAGUUACCACUGAAGUAGUAUACAUGAAGGGCAGACUUGCGCAACUGCCAUACGAGCUAAAAAAUAUCGCGCAAAGACAAGAGAACAGAACGAUCGAUCUACAGCAGUGUGUACGGAACAUGACGGUUCAUUUAAAUGUUACGCUAAGGGACGGGAUACGAGCGGGGAAUUUUACUGACUUGGGUAAAGUGGAAAGCAUGGAGACGUGCUUCCGGUCAUGUUGUAACCGGAAGUCGUGCGAUGCAGCGUUUAUGGUAUUGAAGAACUGUUUUAUUAUUGACUGUGUCAGCAAGGAAGCCUGUGCCGCGAUACCAUCAAGACUCGGUAGGAUCAGUACUUCUCUUGUGUACUUCAACAAGACGUACGAUGAAGCAAUGGUUUCUGCAAUUGGACCAAAGGUGAAACACCCGGCGUGCCCACUGGCGGCCGAUAUAUUCUCCCAAGUGACAUUCAAUGGAGGAAUACGCGCGGGUAACUUCACGGACCACGGAGAGGUGGAAACCUUUGAUGACUGUCUUAAAAAGUGUUGCGAUACUUCAUACUGCGAUGCUGCCUUUAUGGUGGUUAAGAACUGUUACUCUGUCAAAUGCGCCGCGAAUAGGCGCAGGUGCUUACCGGUACCUUCACGCAUUACCAAGUAUAAGACUUCUAUUGCUCUUCUGAAGAGAGGUGGCUUUGAGAAAUGGGAACGCAGGCUAAACAAGAUCACGCAGUGUUCCAGGAAGCCGGAGAUCCUGACAGGUGUUACUUUCCGUGGUGGGAUAAAGGCAGGGCAUUUCAAAGACCAAGGUGCUGUGAGAAAUAUGGGCGAUUGUGUCAACAAAUGCUGUAGGAAACCGUCAUGCGAUAUCGCAUUUAUGGUAGAUGGAAAUUGCUAUUCCGUCAAGUGCGACAAAAACAAAAGUCUUUGCGAGCCAGAGUAUGCUAAAACGACAUCACACAACACUUCAAUGGCGUUUAUCAGGGUGAAGACCAACAAGCUUAAGCUCGGUUCACACGUGCAGUCGGUAUUAAAUAGAGACUGUGACGUGAGCUCCGUGCAGAUGAAUGUGAACCUGACCGGUGGAUGGCAAGCGGGGAAGUUCAUCAGGUAUCCAGACGUCCACACUAUUCACCGCUGCGCGCAGAUCUGCUGCGGAUACAAGGGCUGCGCUUCAGCUCUCAUGCUUGGAGGUCGCUGCUACAACCUUAUCUGCUUCAGCGAGGAGCAGUGCCACUUGCGCAAGUCUAGCGGCUCCUUUAUGGUUCCCAAGUUUGUCCACGUUAGAGCCUCUCCUCUUGUUGUCCUUCCUGGUAAUGGUCUCACAGUCCAGAGCACGAACAAUUUCAAUAGCAGCCUCGAGCAGUCGGCUGAGCCGUCGCUUGGGAUUCUUCGGGACAUCUCUCUGCUAAUAUCAGGGAAUCGGAAGACAUCGCACUCGGUAGACCAGGAAACCGAACAGUCAUCGGAUAAGAACGUGAAUGACAAAGAUGAAAGCGCUAUGCAAAACCAAAUUACUGCAUUAGUACCCCACCUACUACCUACAACGGUUGCUUAUGGUGUUCCAAGUAAGAAAUCUUCAGCGUAUGGCAUAAAAGAGGUGACGGGUAUUUCCAUGAGUGUAGGGUCUAGUAAAACAGAGGCAGUAGCAUCCAAAACCACACUCGGGAUACAUGACGAAGGCAAUGCCAAAGCUAAUGCUGUCAUUCCUAAACCCUCACAAACCAUCUCUUCAGUUCUAUCGUUUUCAAGUGCGAAUGUUGACACUUUAAAAUCAAGCGACGUCUACGACGGUUCUAAGAAAUAUAAAACCAUAAGCAGUGGUACUGCUGCUGUUAGUUUCUCGGGUUUUUUUCUUCAAAAAACUCAAAGCAUCAAAUCGGCCGGAACUGUACAACUAAAGACAUCUUACAGCACGAGUGAAGUCAGUACAUUGUUGAGUAAAAUUUCACCACAGUUGAAAUCUUUGGAUUCUCAGCACUUUCAUGAACCUGCCCUUGGGAUCUUUAAGGGACUUGCACUGGUAUCGCAAUUAGAACAGGGAAACCCAUUGAACGCGCAUGCCUCUCUGAGAGCAAUUCCUGUGUCCAAAGACAUAGUUACAUCAAAGCAAUCAAGUUCUCAAGUAGUGCAUGCUAAGGAAACGGGGCCUUUACCAGAUAUAGAGGAGGCGUUAGAGAUGAUGGGGGAUACUGACCUUACGGAUCUACCAACUGACACAAGCAAGUCAAGGUUUACCCCACAGAGCACCAUGCUGGAGCCGACUGAAGCCAAGCAGACGCAAUCAAAUGUUAAAAAUACGAAGCAGGAAACCAUCAAUUUGCAAGCUGAUGGCAAAAAUACGAAUCAAAAACCUACUGAAGUCAUCAAGUUGCAUACUGAUGCUCAAAAGACCAAGCAGGAACUUACUGAAGCCAUAGGGCUGCAAGCUAGCGUUCAAAACACAAAGCAAAUUGUGACGGAGCUGUUACCCACUAAAAAGUUCCCGAUAAACAUCGAUGAUGAACUAAUGCAGUACUUAAAAGACAACUCGGUAGUGGCUGCGCUAUCUUCAAACCUAAGGUCCUCUAGAAACCUAACGCAAGCUACCACUACCGUAUCAAAACAGAGGCGCAUAAACGAGGCAACGCUAACAACUAUUGCGGCAAAACUAAAAUCAACGCCACAUUCAUCAACCAUUACCCCGUCUUCAAAUUCAAGUGAAACUCUAUUAUUUUCAAUUAAAGCUGCUAUUUUAAGCCACUCUACUCCAACACAGAUGGUCAAUACUCCGUUAAAACCUAACACUAAGAACUGUUACUCGAGUCCCGUCUUGAAGAAUCUUAGGUUCAAGUUUGGGAUGGACGCUGGCAAGUUCGAAGCAGCCGGAAACGUCAACAGCCCAAACGAGUGCAUGACAUACUGUUGCAUGAAAAGUAGGUGUAACGCAAUCUUCAUGCUGAGAAAUAAGUGCUAUUUAGUGUCAUGCGUUGACGAGUAUCACUGCCAGAGUGUAGAAGUAAAAUCAGAGUUCUACAAACCUGCAAUAGGGUAUAUAUCACGUGAUCAGGCUGAUGUGCAAGGCUUUAAACGAAUGGUACCUAGUGAUAGAAUACAAGAACUAAGCGGCAGUAUCAACAUGCGAGCGGAUGAACUGCCGAAUGCAGAUCGUGCGCAAACGCUGGGGGUUUCUGUGGCCUCUGGGGAAAUGAAACCUGUUUUAUCACAUGACCAGGAAUCCAUGGAAACGUUGCACCAUUUCCUGGACAGUCUCAGUCCCUCGACUACUACAGAAGAAAUCAGUUCUGAUUCCAUGAAGAGUUUGAAUAGUAUUGUUAAGGCUAGUGAUGGCAAGUCAUCGUUGAAAUCAGUGCGGAUGUCACAAAGUGAAAGCCAAGCUAUGCCUAGAAUGGAUCUAGAUCACACAUCAUCAAAAGUUGCGGUAUAUUCAUCCUUAAGUUCAAGUAAAAUAAAUUCUGGUCCUUCGACCGAGACGUCCUCUAUGAGUCCAAAUCACGACCUGCUGAGUUUCUUUAAGCAGAAUUUGGAUGUCUCUAGAAACAAACCUCCAGAAUAUUCUACUGUCUUAGCUUCUUUAAGCACACCUAAAGAGGUCCAUCAAUCUGCAUCGGAACCCUUGAAGAGGGUAAGCCCUUCACCGGGAGGUAAACCUUCUGAUAAAGUCUCGUCGGUGAUAAGCCAGUCUACGAUAAGCCAAAGCGAUAUCAUCAUAACCUCAAGAGUCAGUCACAGUGUUCAUUUCUCUAGCUCAUCAACUAUCACUCCACAAAUACCAUCACAUGAAUCUGGCGGCGCAAAGGAAAAACUUUUGUCAGAACAAAAUCUAGGAGGUAAAGCUUUACAUAUAGCUUCAGCUCCAAAGGCUGACAACAAAGAAGUUGAAAGUCUCAAGAAUGCUCUUCAUGUUCUUCAGUGGAAGCAGAAUCAGACAUCUUCUUCCUUAGAUACGGCUCAACGGUUGAUUGGUUCACUACGCUUGUACAUCGACAAGAUCAAUAAACAUAAGGGGGAGUCUAUCGAAAAGGGUCUCUCCAGCGAACACAUCGAAAAGAUUGCUCAUGAUAUCGCGAUGCACUUCCCUGUGAUUCCAGUAAUAAGAGAUCUGAAUCACACAGUGCAUGAACUAGUACGAAACGCUACAAAGACUGCAAAUAGGUUUGACAAAGUAAAGGGAAUACUCAACGAUAUUGAGACAGUUUUCUUCAGCAAAGAUAAUAGGCAUGAGCACCCGACAAUAAAACUAACGGAGAAAACAGCUCAUGGUUCUACAAAGCAGCCUUCGAGUCCAACACCACCAGUAAUAAAUAAGCCCGUAGAGCAUUUACAACCAAGUCAUCAAGAGAAUGAGAAGGCGAACGAAGUAGAGGUUACUGACCAUUCAAUCCUCCCCACACCAUCAGGAAGGGAAAAACGUCCUUUAUUUCCCAGUCACAAAGACGACGAUGAGGCAAACACAGAAAAGGAAACAGAUCACAUAAGCAGUCCUACUGCUUCCGCAAAUGACAAGCAAUCAGGAAUUAAUGCAGAGCAGUUAGAACUUUCCAAUAAAGACACAAAUCAAGGGAGAGGAGUAAAGACAACAAAGCAGCCAUCCAGUCCGACGCCACUAGUAAGUGAUAAGCAAUCAGGUAACGUGAACGAAGUUGUUGAACUCAGCCAUAAAGACAAAGGCCAAUCAAUUGGAAUUGACGGUGCUCCAGAAUCUAAAGCAGUGCAAGGUCGUAAUAGACCUACGGGACUUUCCAAGGAAGACAUUAGUGAUGCAAUAACAAAGAUCGAACAGAUGAAAGAGCAAAAGAAGGAAGACGAGAACAAAGGAAUAAUGAGUUACUUAAGUAAUCUGAUUGGCAAAAUAAAGGGACUUGUGAGUAGCAGUAGCACCUCCUUGACUUACAAACCAAGUCAUACGGACAUGAAUACGCAUCUGCCGAAAGAGGAAAAAAGUCCACCUGUAACCCAAGUCCCCGAUUCGAAACCAAAAGAAGUCAUUAAGACGGUCACACAACUUGUAACACCAUCUCCAGCGUUACCUGUACAUGCUGAGAAGGAAACAGCUGCUACGCCCCUUUUGAAGCUCCCUGCUGGGGAUACGACAAACACCCAGGGAAGUAGCAAGGAAACGGCGAGUAUUCCAACUAUACCUCAUGCUGCUAUUAAUACUGGAAAAGUACAAGAGAAGAAUACCGCAGUCGAAAGUGGGCAAAAUAUCGCGGUCAACUUUGCUGAAGGUCUAGAGCCAAUACACGAGUUGAACCUCGAAUAUAAUGACGAUGUAUCAUUCUGCGGUCACUCCUCAACUGAGUUUAAUUCGACUCUACGUGGAGGUAUAAAAUCAGGAAAGUUUAAGGACAUCGGGAAAGUACGGAAUGAUGUCGAUUGCGUUAAUAGGUGCUGCGAGGAACAAAAUUGCGACGUUGCGUUUUUCUUGCUGGAUAACUGUUAUCUUGUUAGCUGUUACACGGACAAGCUUUGUGAGAGCGUGCCUGCAAGAAAUCCCCACUAUUCCCCUAGAGUGGUUCAUGUCGAAAGAAAGACGUCUGAAAGAAUGCAAGGACAGAAUAAUUUCAAGCUGAAACUACAAGAUGGGCUUAUGAAACAGAGUGAUGAGACCAAUAAGCGUCCCAUAACACACACACUGACAAUUUUCCCUUCGAAGAAUCCUCCCAGCGAAGCGACUAAAUCAACACCAUUAGCUAUGCUUAAAGAAUCAUCACCAAUUGAAAUGGUUGAUAAUCCGAGCUGUAAAGCUUUCUCUGUGAAGUACGGAGUGACAAUGAAAGGCGGUCUACAUUCGGGUUUUUUCAAGGAUCAAGGCUCGGCCCCCGAUUUCGCCACGUGCAUCCGCCGAUGUUGCAAAUGGGAGUUUUGCAGUUUGGCGUUCAUGGUCUUGGAGAACUGUUACUCUGUAGCCUGUUACAAUGAUGAGUUAUGCGCAGUAGUACCGUCUAAAAGCCCACAAUUGAAUCCUCGCAUUGCUUAUAUCAAUAACCCAAAGCUUCAAGUCUUACAAGGAAGCACGCACAGCAAGAACUCAAGCCCUGUCUUAAAGGCAACGACAACUGCGGACACAAAGUCGACCUCAGAAAUGGUGUCCAAAACACCGAUGUCCAUGCCAAAGUUCAAGUGUAUUCCAGGAAGCAUCGAGCACGAUUUCACCUUGAGCGGGGGUAUAGAAGCAGGUACGUUCCAAGAUGUUGGAACGAUGGCUAGUAUGUCCGACUGCGCAAGCGCAUGCUGCGGCAAAGACACGUGUAACGUCGCCUUCAUGGUCAUGAAUCACUGCUAUUUGGUCACGUGUUACAAUGCUAAAACCUGCAAGACAGUUCCCGCCAAAAAUGCCAAGUACAAGACUCGCCUUGUGCACGUUGCUAGGCGACCUGCGGACGACGAGGUGAUUGGUCAGUUUCUAGCGAAUAUUUUGCAGCCGUUGUUAUCGGCGAAAAUAUCCCGUGCACAGGCUAAGUCAGUUGCCGUGGAAACGGGAACACAACUAGGAACAUCGGCAGAAGGAAACAGAAAAAAUGACAUUCCUAAAUUUCAUGAUGGUGAGAAAGGCACUGGAUUAAAAUUCGUAGAAAUUACACAGAAGGGUAUUUCAAGAGAAGAAAAAAAUCAGAAGAAAAGUAUAGGACAAUUGUUAUCGCCUUUGUCACACCCGCCACCUGUUGCAAUUGUAUCAACAAUAACGCCACCAACAUUAAACACACGCCCUCUCCCAUUAAUUCAACCCUUAAGAAUGUCAAUAAAGCACAACGACUCCCCUGCGUUACCACGUCACGAACUAAAUUUGGAUAUUACCACACAAGGUUUGGUGUCUCCGCAAACUUCAGCGCAAAAUGGCGAAGGUUGGAAACUCGCGAAGGAGGUUAAACGGAAAGGGAGCGCUAAUGUGGAGUGUGGAGUGGUCCGUGUUUAUCACAACGCGACGAUGCGUGGAGGGAUUCACUCGGGCGUAAUUAAGGACCAAGGAGAGGCUCAAGAUAUGAAAUCAUGCGUCUCUAAGUGCUGCCAAUGGCAGGCUUGUAGUGUGGCCUUCAUGAUACUCAGUCGAUGCUAUGCCAUAGCGUGCUACAAUCCAACCUCGUGCGAGGCACUUCCUGCGAACAAUGUUACUCUUAACCCAAGGCUUGCGGUUAUAUCGAGGGUUAAACGACAAGAGAUUAAUUUAUUUGAGGCUCUUAAGCCCAAGGAAAGUCCCACCCAUGAUCAGGCAAUGACUAAACACUCUAAAUCGCCGACAGUACACCAGUUAGAUAAAGCCUCUAAAGAGGAGUUUCCGUCAAAACCAAGUACCUCUUUAUCAACAGACCUUGCGGACACUCUUGAAUUAAAUACGACACCUGCUACCGUUGACACUUUAUCUUCUAUCACAUCUCAAACAAAGAAAAAGACACCUCAAAGGCUUGAUGAUAUAAACAUUGAUGAAAACAAACAGGAAAGACAAAAACAAACAGCCGAGAGUUUAUCAAGAACAGAAUCGGAUAAGUCUGAUUCACGAGAUGAAAAAUCAAGGAAAUUCACUACGAAUGCCACCCGCAAAAUAAAACCUGCUGAAUCUUCAACAAAUUCGAACAAAAAUACGGAAUAUUGCGAGAGUGGGGAUCCCCUUGUGGGCGUGACACUGAAGCAUGGACUUUCUGCUGGUACAUUCCAAGACAAGGGAAACGUCUCCAGCGCGCAGAAGUGUGGAAAAUUAUGCUGCGAGUCUAAGGAUUGUGAUGUUGCUCUUGUUCUCAUAAAUAACUGCUUUCUUGUAAAGUGUAAAAGCCAAGCGUACUGUAUGAGCAAGCCUGCUCGUACGCGUAAGUAUAAGCCGAAGCUUGUGUACGUGAAUAAAUUAAAGAAGCUGUCCGGUAUGGACCUUUUGGACAACGCGCUACCAGAAAUGGAUGAAGACGGCGCUAGUGGUAUACAUGAACAUGUCACGUGGUUUCCAACACCGCCUGGUGAGAAGGGCACGCAACCAAAACUAAUCAGUUCUGCGGGGAAGCCAACAAUACCCUCUGUACCAUCACAUUCCGUACCGUCUAAAUCUCGAAACACUAAAGAGCAUGCUAAAGACUUGCUAACACAGGAGUUUGAGACUCUUCCUGGUACCGCUUCAACAAAAUCAGCACAGGUGCACCCAAGUACCACCCAUAACGGGCUCCCUGUGUCCACAGCCGCCCCAACAACUAAUGGGAGGAAAGAGGUCAGCUCCUCAUCUAGCCGUCACGUGCUAGAUGAAACAAAAACAUUCCAAACCACCAAGGCGGCUUCUGUGUCCACAGGUGACCCAAAACCGCCUGAGCAGAACAAAGGCAUAGACGAGAAAGGGGCGAAGUUUCGACUUACUGGGCUUGAGUCGACUUCACCAGGGCAACACCACCACCCCUCCCCCUGUCAAAAUAGCCCGAUCUCUUACAAUGUUACGCUACGUUCCGGUAUCAGAUCGGGCAAUUUUACUGACCAGGGGAGGGUCGAGAGUGUUAAGGCGUGUGUUUCACUAUGCUGCGAGCGCGAAGAUUGUAAUGUGGCGUUUAUGCUAAAGGACAACUGUUACCUGGUCAGCUGCUUCUCGCAAAGGUCAUGUGAACCUGUACCAGCCCACCACAGUCGAUUUCAACCGCGCCUUGCUUAUGUACGCCAAAAGCCUGGAUCUGAGCUUAUGUCAUUUAUUGAUGAGCAGGACCAAGCUUUGUCAACUAAUGCACCUAGUUUGACAUUGUCAUCAACAACUGCUACACCAGCUCCCACUUUAAAACACUCCAUUAAAGCAUACAGAUCAGUAUCACUUUCUCAUAAAACGGGUGGAAAUGGAGACAGAAUAUUAAAAGAGAAUAAGGGGGAACUAUUAAAAAGCGAGCUAACUCAGAAAAAGCAUCUCCAUAAAGUCAGACUGAAUAAACACUCUAAGCGCUUGUCAAAAAGUCAACUGAAUGUGUUAUUCCAUCUAAUGAAACCGCACAAGAACAAUCACAGAGGUUCCCAUGGCCACGUGGGGAGAUUUAAAAACAGGCCCACCCAAAGACACAGCGUCCCGAGGCAAAUUAUUGCACACCCCACGGAACAACCCACAGUCACCCCGGAUGUGAAACAGAUUACCUUGAACAAAACGUACGGAGAUCCUUCGAUAGACGACAGCAGUAUCUUCUUUGAAGAUCGGUUUAAGGGUGCAUCUUUCAAGAGUAAAGGGGCUAAGCAUAGCAAACAACAAUUAAAGAAAAAGGGAAAUUCUAGACACAAGUCCAGUAAAAAUCAGUUAUUAUCCGACAAACAGGAAGCAGUGGAAUUUCUUCCCGAUUUAAAAAUGCAUGAUACUUUCUAUUUAAAACAUAACUUAGAUAAGCCGCAUGAGGAUCAAUCAGAAACAAGUGGAUCACAUUCUUAUGAUAGUCCAACGAGUGAUACGUCAUCUGUAGGAAGCACGUUAACGUCUACAUGUGUGCCUGGAGUCGUUCAAUAUAACCACACCCUUAAAGGAGAGAUGAACUCUGGUGUGUUCCACGAGAUCGAAGGUGUUCAGAGCAUCGAGGGGUGCACGUCGCGGUGCUGUGCGCACAAAUCCUGUGAUCUCUCCUUUAUGGUAUUGGGUCACUGUUUUCUGGUGACUUGCUCCAAGUCUGAUCCAAGUCUUUGCGAUAGCAUACCCGCGCUCGCGAUAGGAUUCAGCCCGGAGAUCGCGAGGGUUUUCAGAGAUACAGAAGAAGACGAAAGUGAAAGGGCUGAUACUGGAGCAGCGAGUUCUCCAAGUACCACCCCUCGGCCAACUUACUCACCAACAACACAUAAAACCACAAAGGCGAAACCAACGCCAAAGACUACAACUACCAAACCCACAUCGCCAGCAACGGUGCCUCAGUUUGUCCCGCCAAUCCCGCCUACCCCAAUAGCUGAAGAACCGACAAAAAGCUCGACAUCUUAUCAACCCGCAGCAACAGAUUCCCUCUAUAUAUCUUCACAGUCUACUCAGAAACCGAAUAACCACCAUCUUCACAGGACCUGUAAAGCAGAUGCCCUGGAGGUGAAUGUCACUCUACGAGGUGGUCUUCAUGCUGGAAAAUUCAAAUCAGUUGGAAGGACUCGGGAUGUGCAUGAAUGCGCACGAAGCUGCUGUGGUAAACCAUCGUGUGAUUUGGCUUAUUACGUGUUCCAGCAGUGUUUCCUGGUAAAGUGUUACGACGAUUACUUGUGCGCCACAACUCACACCAAACUUCCCGGGUUUGGUCCACAAGUGAUACGGAUAAAGCACAUUGUGAGACCCAAGCGUCCACCGAAGCCGCAAAUUGAUACCAUCUUCAACGCGAUCGAACCCACUGGUCCCACGAAAUCAUGCGCGCACUCAGAUAUCUUUAAGGAGUUCACCUUGCGUAAGGGAUACAAUGCAGGAGUCUUCACCGCACAUGGUAAAGUGGAAUCCUCGCAAGAGUGCCUGGACAUCUGCUGCCAGGAAAAGCGCUGCGACAUGGUGUUUAUGUUCCUGGACAAUUGCUUUACUGUGACCUGCAAUAACAGCAUUGCCUGUGAAAUUAUACCAGCACGCAAAUCAGCGUAUAAACCAAGAGUUGCGUAUCUCCUGCGUGGGCAUGCUAAGGCACCAGUGGUGCCAAUUGAUCCGGGCCUUCCAGGUUUCCUUCCAACUGUUAGUGGACCUGCUCCUGUGAAAAUUGUACAUUUUAAGGAGACACCUCUAAAUUAUAGGCAAGUGACGGGUCAGUCGAAGAAUAGGAUUCAAAAUAGAAAUAAGAAGAACCACAAUGGCCAUGGAAAGUGGCACAAGUACGGCAGAGAGAAGCAUGGUAAACAUGAGGGAAAAGAUGACUACGCUUCACAGCGAGAUAAGAAUCGAAGGGGGAAGCAGAGGAAGACCAAGGGAAGAACUCGUAAAAAGAAAAAGGAACAAAAUCAGCGCACUUCAGCGAUGGACAAAGUGCUAGAUAGCUUAUCCAAAGUCAUGAAGGAAAACCAAGUUCUUGAGAAUGAAGUCAAAGCGUUACUACACAAAGACAAAAAAGUUGAGAUCCCGUCGACGAACGCUACUAAGAAUGGGACUUUAGUCACAGAUAAGCAAAAACAGAUCAUCGGCAAUAAAAACUCUAGACUGGAUAAGAUAGUCAAGUCAGAAAUGAAUUCUCCCACAUCUGGGCAGUCGCCUGAUCAGGUAGUGGUUGAGGAUCUUCCCCAUAAUGGUGUCCAAGAACACCAGCUUUACCAUCACAACCACAGAGAGGACUUACGAACCAGCCCUAACUACGAUUACUUCCUGACGCCCAAGAAGAUGUCCAGGAGAAAGCUACAUGGUCCUCGUCGCCGAAAAGGUCAUAGGAAAUACGGUAGCGGAGACCGAAACUAUCAACGGUUCUCUGUUCCUGAUAGACCUGACGAGGAGGGAAGCGAGCGUUCAAAGGAGGAAGAUGAUAGCUAUCAUAAUGAAGAUGAUACGGAUGACAGUACUCGUAUGGAGCGUGUUAUUUAUAGACCGGGAUACUAUGGCAAACAUCUAAAGAAGGGAAGAUCCUCGCGACAUAGACAUCAUAACAGUGAAGGUAUUGGAGAUGAUGAUACUGAUAAUACGUCCUCCUAUACGGCGCCCACACGAUCUCAUCGUCAUGGAAGCCGCGGUCGCCAUAGAAACGAAGAAGAUAUCGGUGAUGAUGACGCUGAUGAUACGUCUUCAUACACGAUACCAACGCGAUCUCAUCGCCAUAGCAGCCGUGGUCACCAUAGAAAACAUAGACAUGACAAGCACAAUCCACACUCCAAGAGAAAAGGGAAGAAGAAAAAGAAAUCUAAAGGAAAGAUCGAUGCUCUUUAUGAUCGAGUAAAUGAGCUCUAUAGUAAAAUGAACUCGUUAUACAAGCUUGAAUCGGAGCCGAAGACUACACCUCGACCCAAGAUUUCAACAACAAUUCUGCCUAAGACAACAAAGGGAGUAACUCAAAACACUGCCACUACGCCGACAACUAAGGUUACGACUUUAAAGCCCUCUGAUGUUCCCACAUACCAUGCCAAGCCAACUCUAGAUGACUUGCUGAGAGACGCGGUAUUACAUCGUCCACCGCCUAAAUCAAAAAGCAAGGACUCAACAGAUGUCUUACUGAAUUAUAUCAAAGGUAUCUACAACCACGUUAAGAAAAUACACAAUAAGAGAAUCUCUGAUCACAAGAAGCAGAGAGAAAAGGAAAGAUUCGAUGAUUACUCGGGUUCAGGUUCGGGAUAUUUGAAGCACAGAAAAAAGAAGUCCAAGAAAAGAUACCCAAAACACUUCCACGAGGAAAAGAGCCUUCUUCAGGAAAUGAAGAGCCUCUUUAAGGACAUGAAGAAGAUGUAUCAAGAGAAUUCCAAGAAAAAGAAUUCCGAGACACGUUCUACCAUCCCUACAAUUCCACAUCCCAGGAAACAAAUACCACAGACUACUCCUCGUGUGAUGCAAAAGACAACACCUAUUCCCACGCUAUCAUCGUUGAAUCAUCCAGGCGCUACAGACACGACAAGCAUGAACAGCUUGAUUAGUGAUGUAGCAAGCAAGGUUGCCGCCGAAGUAGCGAACGGCAUAGUGAAUAAGGUCAAGGCGAACCAAGGGGUUCAUACUGUACCAGAUCUGGGAACAAGUAGAGACGACCAACUGCCAAGAAGUCCUGACUUAGAGAAGACAAUGGUGAAAGGCGGAAGAACACAAGGGAUGCCUUAUGAGGGUUCCAGUGCGCUAAAUAACAAGGAGAUUACUGAAGCUGUCAAGAUUCUGGAAGCAUUACAAAAUCCGGAAUCCUACCACCAAGCGAGACCCAAAGACACAAGGCUAGACAAAGCGAUCAAUUUGCUUGAACGAUUUAACGCCCUUGGUUAUAAUAACAUCAAUACCGAGAAGGGCUUGCCCACCACGAGUAGUCCUUUUUCAAAAUCAAAUAGUGACUCUGCCAUCAGUAAAGCUGUUAGGAUCCUCAAAAAUAUACAAAACCCUAAGAUGUCUAGUUCUCUUGUCAUGGCAAAGAAUCCCGAUUUGUCACACGAACUCGAAUCGGCGCAAUCAUCCGAUCUAUCCCGAGAAGACCACGCGAGAGUGUUCGACGCCGGAGUCGCUGAAGCGAUAGAUAUUUUGAAAGAUCUAAAGGAACCGCAUUCUGAGUUAGAGAACGAGGAGGUUUUGCCUCUGCGGAAGGGUGAUAAUUCCCUUUUUUCAAAGGCAAGGCAUCACCAUCGUCCUAACCCGGAGUUGGACGAGACUAGCUCUCUAACUACUAACCCUGAGUUAGACUACACAGAGGAAGAAUCUACUCCAGAUCUUGAAAAGCAAAGGCGACCAAAACAUAACAAGAACCCGGUGCUGGCUACUAAGCAGAACUCCAACAAUCCACUUGAAUCCCUUGUAGACUCUGUUGCAGAAGAAGCGGCGGAAAAGGUGGAAAAGGAAUUCGGAAAGUCUGGAGCUGUGAGAGAUGAUACUCGCGUUACUCAAGAGAACAUACCAAAGAUAGAUGAAGACAGAGGUGGGUAUGCGUCUAACCCGAAGCUAAACGAGGUUGACGCGGACGACCUCGGGAGUGAUUCGGAAGCCUUGCCGACAAGUCAAAGGACAUAUAUCCCUACUGAGCCUAUGAGCCCAGGAAUGCUCGGACGGCAAGAGCUUGACGCAAUGUUGAGGUACAGAAUGAAGCUGAAAAAGAAAAUGGAGAGCAAGAAGAGGACAAAACCUGGAUUGAGGAAAAAAGUUGACAUUCCUCAUGAUGUUGGAAAUGACGUGUAUUUGAUCGUGCAUCUUGGGUUUGAGGGUGCGGUAGGCAGGAAGAUUAAAGACGACUCUGGCCUCCAUAACGACGUCACCAUGACGUCCCAAACCGCUAUCACCGCCAAUGACUCCAAAUGCGGCUCCGCCAUGCGCAUGCGUGGAGGCCAGCUCCUAUUCAACAGCAAAUCAUUCCAUGGGACCCCACGCGAGGGCAUCACCAUAGCAACAUGGAUCAAGCUGGAAACAAUGUACAGCCUGUUUAACCUUUUCUCAACUCAGGGAGACGGUGCGAGGUACACACUUCAGGUUGUCAAUGGGAAAGUCCACUGGUCGCACCUGGAUGAUCGGGGGCGCGCCGUGUUUAGCUUGGAGACGGACCCUGUGGUGAACGCAGGGGACUGGACCCAUGUGGGAGCCACCUAUGACUCAAGAACAAACAUGAGUAAAGUGAUCGUGAAUGGCCAAGUGGUGGGCGAAAAGAAGGGGCAUGGCAAGUUGUCGCAGAACUGGUCCGGACGCGCUGGGAUAGGUCUGUCCGGCGGCAUCAAGGGCGUGGUUGACGAGUUCUACAUGUACAACCGGGCAAUCGCCGCCUCGGAUAUCGGGGAUUUGUCGGAGCAGUGUAAUCUCGGACCGGGUCAAGCGAUUCCUACCAAGGAAGGCGGCUACAACGGCUUGAUUCCAGAACACAUGAUCGAAGAAGCUUUAGCAAAAAUGAAAAGCUUGCAGCACAACACGACAACCACAUCAACAACCCGACCCCCAACCACCACCACCACAACCCCUACGACCACACCCACUACCCCACCAAAGAGCACAACUAAAGCCUUGACCAUGGCACCAGUUUCGGUAUCUGUAGACCAGCCUAAAUGUGAGCAAAGCCUAUUCUACUACAACACCCAGCUGAGCGCAGGCAUGAAGGCCGGUCUGUUCAUUGAUCUUGGUCACGCUAGCGUGACAACGGAGUGUAUCAAGCGUUGUUGCCAGAUCGAGUCAUGUGACCUGGUCUUCUUGUCACGCAAUCGUUGCUUUGCUGUGGAUUGCUUUAGCGACGAAUUGUGUGAGCCUGUGGCGAGGUCAGCUGUCGAUACGGAUGUGUCAAGUAUUUAUUACAUAUCGCGAAACGGAAAGUCCAUCGUCAGUAAAGUUGGCCAUCAGAGCCUCCAGAGCACUACGCUCCCUCCCGUCCCAUUCGCUUUGCCGACAAUACGACCGCUGUACUACAAUACCGUAGACGAUGAUGCUAACUGGGACUCGCCCCUCUCCCCCACUGAUCCAGCUCCUGGUCACGCGAGGUGCACGCAGAGCGUCAGUUACUACAACGUAGGCUUAAAGGGAGGAUGGCGCGAGGGCGACCUGUUGGACAACACCUACACUGCUACCAUGGACCGAUGUGUCGCGCUGUGCUGUGAAAGCCGUCGCUGCGAUCUCGCCAUGAUGAAGGACGGGGAGUGCUUCACUAUGAGUUGCCCUGUGGAAAAGUGUACCGUGGAGGACGGGGGAGAGUUUCAGAUCACCUUCGUCAACAGAAAGGGAGGAGAGUUCGACGAGCCGACUAUGUUUCCUACCUUCUAUUCCACACCAACACUUGGCGUGUCCGAAAGCGCGUCCGAGACACCGCCCAGCCACCCGGACGAGCACAAGAAGUACCUGUCAUUGUACCUUGGGUUUGACCAUCUGUCCGGGAAAACCGUGAUUGACGGUUCGGGACUCAACAACAACGCUGAGAUGACUACAGGCACAUCUAUCACACUUGGCCGUAAGGGUCCUGGGGCGGACUUCGAAGGAGGCGACAUCGUGCUUCACGGAAAACACUUCCGGCGGAAGCCGCGUGAUGCCGUGUCCAUGGCUGUGUGGGUGAAAAUGGCUGUGACACAGGGAACCCACUCGAUCUUUGACACCAUUGGCGGAAGUCGCUCAAUUCACAAGAAAGGGCAGUACCACUUUGAGGUAUCCAACGGCCGCGUGCGCUGGUUUCACCGCGAUGAAUACUCACGACCCAUCUUCGCCGUCCAAUCAGAUCCUUUCAUUGACGCUGACGAGUGGUAUCACGUGGCCGCCACGUACGACUCACGUGAUCGCUUCGCCAAGAUCUAUAUCAACGGUGAACUGAAAGGCGUCACUCGCGGCAAAGGGAAGCUCUCGCAGGACUGGGGCGAGAGGGCGGGGUUUGGCUCCCAUGGAGGGCGGAGAAUCUUUUUUGGUGCGAUGGACGAGAUUUAUAUGUUUAGUCGCGCUCUGGCCGGAGAUGAGAUCUUACGGUACAUUAACAAUCUACAGAAAGUGUCCGGAGCGAAGGCUUUUACUACGAAGCCGACGACGAUACCGACGAGUAUAGUUCUCGACUCAUUUUCAAGCAUGUCUACCGAGCCGCCUACCACUAGCGUUGCCCCUACUCGCUUGCACUUAAAGCAAGCUCUGGACUCUUUUAAAGGGGUAGGGAAUAACAAGGGUAACAAGACCUCGACUACUGAACCCCCAGUGACCACGCCCACUACAGCACCAACAACAACUCCACCAACGACUAAACAAACUACUACCCAGUUACCAGCCACAACUAAAGCACCUACAGAUACCAAGCCGACCACACCUCAGUCUGUGUGCCUUCCUGGUGAUGUCUACCAUAACCGUGACCUCGUUGGUGGGCUGGGUGCUGGGAAUUUCACGGACAAGGGCCGCGUGAAGAGCACGGAUGAGUGCAUGAGUCUCUGUUGUGUGGAGGAAGGGUGCACCGUAGCGUACAUCGUGGGGAUGAAUUGCUUCACUGUUGCGUGCAAGGACGAGAGAAGGUGCAAGACUUAUGUGAAUGGACCACUUGAGGUCAGCCCUGUUAUUGGAUUUGUCAGGCGAUAUCGUAAUGGAGUUGAAAUUUCACCUACAUUGUCACCAAACCCCAUCAGCAAACCAACGCACGAUACCAUGCCCAAAGGUACCCCAUCCCCAACACUACCAGGCGAGGACUACGAUGUCUUACCCUCAAAGAACCCCUCUUGCAGCCAUAGCAAAACGUACUAUCACGUGACUAUCAAGGACGGGCUUAAGGCGGGGGAAUUCAGCAAACUGGCGGAGUCAUCCAACAUGGCAGAGUGUGUGGUGAAGUGCUGCGCGCGCAUCUCGUGCCACGUGGCCAUCAUGAUGAAAGACACGUGUUUUGGAGUAAGGUGCAAGUCGAGGGAGGCGUGCGAGGCGAGGCCAGCACACCUGAAGAGCUUCCACUUGGCGCUCGUCUACAUAAACAGGAAAAAGCAAACAACACCCACUACUCACCCCUCUCAUUCCACGACGGAGCCCUCCCUCGACGAGCUUCUAGGACGCGUGCAACCAGCCAUCUCAGCACCGACCAAACCAUCGCUAGAGUUAUCCCCCAUAACAUACAAUAACCCAAGCAUCAACCCACCUACACCGGCCACCUCGAACAAAACCGACCAGUCCUGCUCGCAAGGUCUGCGCAUCAACAACGUUAUCCUGAACGGGGGCAUGGGUGCAGGCGAGGUUACCCAGUACCCAGAUAUCCCGGAUGUGGAGAAAUGCGCGGGAAAGUGCUGUCAGUCACGUGAUUGCCACGUUGCCUUAGUUAUUCGCGACGCGUGCUACACUGUGAAGUGCUACAGUAAGGACCUUUGCCGAACCCGUCCGCUCCAGGCCGGAAGUAACGUCACAUCCAAGGUCGUGUAUGUCAGUAAGAAGGGGAUCCAGCUAUUUAGCAGCGCUAACGAGGCGGAGGUUUCCUCUGAAAAGCCCCCAGUCACCUCCCCCCACGGGAGUGGUAACAACACUAUUGGGGGUACCCCUGUGGGUCCCACCCCCACUAAAGGCCAGAUGAAGUGUUUCAAAGGAAAGACGUUCUACAACGUUAGACUCCGCGGUGAUCUCAGCGCUGGGGAAUUCACCGAUCGGGGACUGGUGUCGAAUAUGGAUGCGUGCGCACAGAUCUGCUGCGAGGAGAGAUCAUGUGACCUGGCGUAUCUGCUACAGGGCAAGUGUUACUCGGUCACGUGUCAAAGCCGGGACCUUUGUCAAGUCAUCACAGCCUCGUCGCUGGCCCUGAAUCCCGCAGUCGCUUACGUUCAUCGAUACAUCGGGGGCGGCAUGUUACAAGGAAUUAUGGGAGGCGAGGUUACCCUUCCUACCACCCCACCUCACACUACCACCACCCAAACUACUACGUUACGAACAACGCCAAAACAUCACAAUGAUCACCAUACCACAACACUAAAGCACCCGAAACAACACCACCCCAAGAAACAGCACCCAGCGAAACAGCACGCAACGAAAAAGCACCCUAAGAAGGAUAAGGCCAAGCUGGUGAAGGAAGAGCUGGAGAACAUCGUGACUCAUCUGUCGGCCGCGGACUUGGCGACGAUCGUGUCUCUUGACGGCACGGAGACCGCGGCCCAGCUAGAAGCAAUGACGCGAUGUAAAGCCAGUCAGUUUGGCUGCCAGCAGUACUGUAUCAAUCUCGUGGAUGGCGGCCAUCGCUGUAUGUGUCAUGAAGGCUAUAAGCUCAGCUCAAACGGACGCGACUGUGAAGAUAUCAACGCGUGUCGUGGUAUCCACGAGUGUGAGCAUUCGUGCGUGGAGGACGCGUUUGGUAACAGUACGUGCGAGUGCAGAAGCGGCUUCAUGAUCAACGCGGAUGGCAAGCACUGUGACGACAUGGACGAGUGUCUGCUCGAGGUCCACGGAUGUGCCCAGACCUGUACCAACACAAGGGGUAGCUACAAGUGCGCAUGCUCAGAGGGAUACACGCUGGACACCGACAAGAUGAACUGCAGGAGUAUGACUGAGAAUGCGUGGAGAAAGGACACCACCCAUCCAGAUCGAGGGCUAGAAAUUCCUACCUUCAUCAUACAAACCCCAAAAGACGUGACGAUACGACAAGGAGGUACAGCGGUUUUCAACUGCAAAGCACGUGGCCACCCCGCCCCUCAUAUCGCGUGGGCGAUAGGAGCAAACGGCGACGCACCCCUCCCCACUGAUGACCGCUAUGACUUGCUUCCUAGUGGAGCCCUUGUAGUGAAGGGUGUCAAUCUUACUGACGAGGGGAUGUACAGGUGCGUCGCGUCCAACCCUGCUGGUGCGGCCACGCGGUCAGCGGUACUUAAAGUACAAGACCUCAACGAGUGCGAGAUCCGAAAGCAUACUUGUGACCAAGUUUGUGUCAAUACUAUCGGCAGCUUUCGGUGCGGAUGCAACGUCGGCUACACACUACGCAAUGACAGCAAGACGUGCUCAGAUAUUGAUGAGUGUCUCGACGAUGCCCACUUAUGUGACCAGCGGUGUACCAACACACCCGGGAGCUACGCCUGUGAUUGUUACCAUGGAUACAGCCUGUCAAGCGACAUGAAGACAUGUAUUGAUAUAGAUGAAUGCACGAUGACGUCACAUGGCUGCUCACAGCUCUGUAAUAACACCCUGGGCGGGUAUAACUGCUACUGUCUCAGCGGCUACUCGCUAGGCAACGAUAACAGGACUUGUACAGAACUCCGCUCGUACAGUGGCGCCCAGUCCAUCACGGUCUCUGCGGGCAUGGCCGCGUUUGGUGCGCUCGGCAUUGUUGCCAUGGCUGUGCUCAUUGCUGGGAUUGCUUACGGUGUAAGGUUCUACAAGAAGCGAGCAGAGCAAAAAGCCGAGGAUGCAGAGGCGGCUAAAAAGUCUCUAUUCUCUUGGCUGGAGUGAUUCGUUAGGAAGAUAAUAGGUAGCUAGGCAAUAUAGACUUUUUUAAACCCGUGCGUGAGACCACUGCCAUAGUAAAAGUGUUGGUCGGCUAGCGCAACAGAAAAAAAAAGCACUAGAGUACACUGGUGCCAAUUAAACAUUAUUUUCUGUUGUUUUUUUAAUCCACUUUGACAUUUAGGUAGAUAAUAUAUAUUUUUGUACAAGUAAUUUUUAUUUUUAUACUAACUAUUUUUGUAAUUAAAUUUAAGUUAUGCAUACAAAAUGUAAAUAAAAAAAUUCAAUGCGAA